AUGAUCGAUGCUGCGGCUGCGCGCUCAGGUACCACAUACCAACCACGACCUCAACCACCUGCGCCGGGUCCUACGUAUCAGCCGCGCCCACAACCACCUUCGCCAGGUCCUACAUACCAGCCACGCCCGCAGCCAUCUACCCCUGGUACAACAUAUCAGCCACGACCCCAACCCCCUGCGCCAGGUCCUACAUACCAGCCACGUCCAGAGCCAUCUACUCCUGGUACAACAUACCAACCGCGACCGCAACCACCUUCGCCUGGACCAACUUAUCAACCACGCCCACAGCCACAGCCAUCGACGCCUGCAAAGCCUGGUCCCGAAUAUUUGCCACCCCCCGGUGAAAAUGAAGUAGGCCCAACGCAGCCAGCUCAACGCCCGAAACCACAACCGCAGCCGCGACCACAACCGCAACCACAACCACAACCCAGACCUCAACCAACGUAUCAGGCGCCACAGCCAGCUCAACCGGCGCCGCAACCAACUUAUCCAGCACCACAGCCCUCACAGCCAGUUGGUCAAUCUACGUAUCCGGCACCGCGGCCCGCACAACCGUCGCCAGGUCCGACAUUCCCAGCACCAAGGCCAUCAUAUCCUGGAUCUCAGCCGUCUUUCCCGGCGCCACAGCCAACUCAACCAGCGCCGCAGCCAACAUACCCAGCACCCAGGCCGGAACCCAGUUACCCUGCGGGUCCAGGUGGUCCAGAAGGUCCAAGUGGACCGGAUGGUCCGACAGGCCCAGAAGGUCCUGAGGGUCCGGACGGUCCAGAAGGUCCUGGCGGUCCUAGUGGUCCCGAGGCUGGAUCUCUUGGACCGGAUGGUUACAACUACAGCAAGCCAUCAAGGCCCUUCUCCUAUUAAACAGCCGAACCCAAACACAUGAAACUCGCCCGUUAAGUAUUAUAAAAUUCAAGAAUGAGUAAAAAUUACGAAACAAUUGAAAAGGCCAACAAAUCAAACAAAAAACAUUAGCGCAUGAGCAACAUGUCUUCUAAAAAUAGACAAACCAUCAU
Messenger RNA from Rhagoletis pomonella (apple maggot), 1013 nucleotides. Its product is annotated as extensin-like. The transcript has 2 exons. The coding region runs from base 1 to 861 and encodes 286 amino acids. Lineage: Eukaryota; Metazoa; Arthropoda; Insecta; Diptera; Tephritidae. The record is from RefSeq and is a predicted model, not a curated record.